AUGUACGGAGACCAGGCAAACAAACUCAUCCUAGAAGCUAGGCGCUCCAACAAUCUAUCCGAGCUACCUUUGCAUCAACACACGCUAGUCAAAGAUAUAGUGGAGGAGAUUGGAGUACUCAAUAAAGACGUCGAGUAUCUCAAUGAACAGCAGUCAGUGGAGGAAAUUCCGGCUUCAGAGGCGCGUGUUCAUCAAUGUCAACUUUUUGUCACCCAUUUGUGUCUCCGACGGAACAAGAGAUGUCUAUUGGCGUACCAGAAGAUGAGGGCAGAUAAGAUAGCAGAGUUUCUGUGGCUCAACAUAGAUCCCGUAGCUGGAACUGAGACAACAGUGUCACAUCUGAAAGAAGACUCGGACUCACCGCUAAACAAUACUUUGAUGAGUAAGUUAGUUCUCCUGAACUUAAGUCAUUCCGAACAAGAAUACUACAAGCAGUAUCAGGAUUUAGUGCUCGAAUUUAAAAGUGGCUUUGCCGAUAUUGAUCUCUCGGGUGAUUUGGAGCCACCCACGGAUAUAUUCAUUGAUGUGCGUGUUCUCAAGAACGGAGGGGAGGUCCAGACUGAAUACGGCGUGUUCAACCUAAUAAAGGAUUCUCAGUUCUAUGUGCGCAAGCUGGAUGUUGACCGGCUCAUUCAACAGGGUUAUUUGGAAGAGAUAUAA
Molecule: messenger RNA, 660 nt
Organism: Australozyma saopauloensis
Lineage: Eukaryota; Fungi; Ascomycota; Pichiomycetes; Serinales; Metschnikowiaceae
Gene: PSF1
Product: DNA replication protein
Exons: 1
Coding region: 1-660 (219 amino acids)
Biological process (GO): DNA replication; DNA strand elongation involved in mitotic DNA replication
Cellular component (GO): GINS complex
Source: RefSeq, a predicted model, not a curated record